Messenger RNA from Aspergillus melleus, 597 nucleotides. RefSeq names its product thioredoxin peroxidase DOT5 (gene DOT5). The transcript is spliced from 2 exons. Gene Ontology annotation, cellular component: cytoplasm. The record is from RefSeq and is a predicted model, not a curated record. Gene Ontology annotation, molecular function: thioredoxin peroxidase activity. The coding region runs from base 1 to 597 and encodes 198 amino acids. Gene Ontology annotation, biological process: cell redox homeostasis; cellular response to oxidative stress. NCBI's taxonomy places the organism in Eukaryota, Fungi, Ascomycota, Eurotiomycetes, Eurotiales, Aspergillaceae.
AUGGUUGAACUUCGCAAGCGCAAGGUCUCUGAACAGCCUCCCGCGGUAGAGAAAAGGGUCAAGAAAACCGCCACCACUGCCAAAGCAUCGACUGGAGCAAGUGGGAAGGGACGAUCCAUCUCGGCGACUUCUCCGGCGUCCAUCCAUAAGGUCGGAGACAGGGUCGCGUUGGAUGACUUUGGCGGACAAGUUGAGACCAACGAUGGAAAACAGACCUCAUUGAAGGAAUUGGUCGACAGCAGCCAAAGUGGAGUGGUCCUGUUUACAUAUCCAAAAGCCUCUACUCCAGGUUGUACGAAGCAAGCAUGCAUGUUCCGCGACAGCUAUGACCACUUAACGUCCACUGGACUGUCAAUCUAUGGGCUGUCGGCGGAUUCACCAAAGGCGAAUAGCACAUUCAAAACCAAACAAAAGCUCCCUUAUCCUCUCCUCUGUGAUCCUACAUUUGGUCUUAUCGCAGCGCUGGGACUCAAGAAGUCACCCAAAGGUACAAUCAGGGGUGUGUUCGCUAUCAACAAGAGUGGUGAGGUUCUGCUGUCUCACAAGGGAGGACCAGACGCGACUGUAGAGGCUACUCGACAGUUGGUCGCUAAGUGA